Molecule: messenger RNA, 6827 nt
Organism: Anopheles coluzzii
Lineage: Eukaryota; Metazoa; Arthropoda; Insecta; Diptera; Culicidae
Product: synaptotagmin-7
Exons: 7
Coding region: 1329-2960 (543 amino acids)
Biological process (GO): calcium-ion regulated exocytosis; regulation of calcium ion-dependent exocytosis; regulation of dopamine secretion
Molecular function (GO): syntaxin binding; phosphatidylserine binding; calcium-dependent phospholipid binding
Source: RefSeq, a predicted model, not a curated record
CACACUCGACGAUCACUUACCAGCUGUCGCUUGGUAUGGACGGUCGGGUUUAACUGCACUGUUGCCUUCUGCAAAUCAGCUCCACGCAUCCACAAAAACCAGAACCGGGCAUCAACAAAGAUACGAAGCGAACGAACUGCCAAAAACAGGAAAACCCCCAGACUUCGUGGAUAGUCGGAAAAGCUCGCUCUGUACUUUCGGGUGGCACGAAAGCUUCCGGCUUUGGUUUGCAACCAACGAGGGAAAGUGUCGUGUCGGUGAAGUUUGUUUGUCUAUCGCAUCAGUCUCACUGUUACAUCGCUGGCGAACCUAAGCGUGCUUCAGUGCAGUUCGUUCGCUUGCACAAGGCGGAAGUUGCUACACAUUGCAGUGGAACUGUUUGCAAGUGCCAUUCCCAAACUGUCCCCCCCAUACGGUACCAUUGUGUGCAGUGCUUGUAAGUGUGUAAAUGUGAAUUUUGUUUGUGUUUUUUUGCUUCGAUGCCAGUGAUAAAUUAACUCCCAGGGUUGGAAUAUAGUGAGUGGUAAGGAUUGCUAAAGACGACGUGAGGGUCGUUUAUCGUUCCCGGUGUGCUUUUUGCCCCCCCCCCCCCCCUUCCCAUACGUGACGUACUGUCGUGUGCAAGGUGGAACCGUACAGCUGUUAGUGUAGUGGAGAGUAAAUAUUUACAUCCAUCCUAAACGGCGCAAGAACGUCCACUUUGUGGAAACUUGUGCAGAAGAUGUUCAAUAUUGGGUCAGCUUAAAUCACGGUUGGAAAGUGUCUGUGUUUUUUUUUUGUUUUCUUGUUUGUGGUGCGGUUUUUGCAAGUAAAAUCAAUCUCUGUUUUAAGCCAUACAUACUACCCCUGUCUGCAAGGUGAUGAUGUAACCAGAACCAGUAGUGCAUUUGGUCAAGCGAUGUGUAAAGUGCGAUGAAGUGAAAUGUAGCAAAUAGUGGAAUGGAUCUCGUGUAACCAAACUUGAACCUAAACCGUGCAAUUGCAUUAUUGAACAACUUUGUCACUUCAUUCACUUACUGGACGACUGAGGGCUCGGUGUACUUCUACGCCCUGCUGGAUCAACUUCAAGGAAACAGCUGUUAAACUAGUGCUGACCCAUCCGGGGUCGGUCUCUAAAUUGGACCUUCAGAUCAACGCAAGAAGUGGAGUGUGAAGACACCCGGACCAGUACCGGAAGCAACGUUUGCCGGCUUGGCUUGACGGAAACCAUUGGUGGCAGCGUUUGAAGCGAGAAGUAUUCCACUCAUCGCAAUACCGAUAGCCAGUGUAUCCCUUUGGGACAUUCCAUCGAGUGUUUUUCAUCGUCAGAAUUCCCACCGUCCGGCACGAUGGUGUUCGUCAGCUCGGCUGUGCUCGGUGCAGCCGCCGGUACCGGUUUGGCCUUGCUGGUCGCUGUCACAAUCGUCAUGUACCGGUACUACGUGGUACGCCGAAAGGGUAAGGAAUGGGCCGAGCUGGACCGACUGGAAGAGAAAAAGGCAGCCCGGAAGAUCAAUCUGCAGGACUGUAACGUGACGAGCGGUUCCGUACCGAUUCAACCAGCCAGCAGCGUCGUUCAUCAUUCAAUUAGCUCGGAGACGCUGGGCACGGGUGCAGUCGAAGUAACGCCCAGCCCACUUCAGCCGACACUGUCCGCUACGGGUUCGACGAAAAAAUCAUACGGCACGAGCGACACACGCACGGGACCCGGUUGUCGACCGGCUCAUGCGGCGGCCUCGACCGCCUCACGUAACAACAGCAUGGAGAGUGUUCAUUCGAGAAGUUCGAGCUACCGGGAAAGUGUGCCUAAAUUCAUGACACACGCUAACAGUGACACUCGCUCGACUACUUCUGAUAAUCUAAUCCUUAGGAAAUCCCGAUCACCAAGUCCGAUGCGUACGUUCAGCCUGGAGGGACGCUUUCCUAUCGGUGGCCCGAGUAAUCACAGUGCUGCUGCAGUACUUGCCGACGGUACGGAACGGGGUAGCAAAGCCAGUCUAGCAUCCGUCGUCAGUGGUGGUAGUCCACGCGAUUUCAGCUCACCCAAGAAACGCAACAGCACCUUCUCGGGCGUCGUGUCACUGGCUGGCGAUGGGAACGUCCCGGACAGUCCCAUUGGUUCCAUCCGUUCCGAUAGCAGCCGUUCGCCCCGACGACGCGUCCCGGUGAUUCUAGCGGCAAACGACAUCCACUCGGUACUUGGACGCUUUCAUCUGCGGUUAAAGUACGACGGCAGCAAGGAAGAGCUGCUGGUACAUUUGGUUGAGGCACAAGAUCUAACUCCGGCUGGAGAUACCGGAUUCCGCGAUCCCUACGUAAAGAUGUACCUGGAGCCGGAUGAGGAGCAGCGAACACAACAGACGGCUGUGCAUCGUACCGAAACGCAUCCGUACUUUGACCAGCAGCUUUCCUUCCCGCUGAAACCUCGCAAUCUCGUCAAGAGCAACUUUGUGCUGCAGCUGUUGGACUAUGAUCGGUUUUCACACGACGAAGUCGUAGGCGAGAUUCGGUUCCUGCUGAACACGUUGGACCUUUCCGGCUGCGAGCUGUGGGGUGAUUUGAUCGCCGUUCGCAAACCCUCCGAAACGACGGCCGAGCUGCUGAUCUCCCUCAGCUACCUUCCCCAGGCCGAGCGGCUCACGGUGGUCGUGAUGAAGGCAAAGAACCUAUCCAUCUCCCAUGAACCAUUCGUUAAGCUAUAUCUGUUGGUAAACGACAAGCGCACGAAAAAACGUAAAACCAGUGCGAUCCGAGCGCUCGACCCAACCAAUCCGAUAUGGAACGAGGCGUUCACGUUCGAGUUGCCCUCGUCCCAGCUGCAGGAUGCCGGCGUGGAGCUGUUCGUAACGUCGAACGAGGCCGAAGGGCAGGAUCUGGGCUGUGGGGUGGGUUUACGCGAAGGUGGCAGCGGUACGCAGCACUGGCAGGAUCUGAUGCAGAACAAUCGUAAACCCAUCGCCAUGUGGCACGUUCUGCGAUAAGACGCACACGCGGAACACAUACGUGUGCUUCAAAACGCACACACAAAUCCACGCUGACUAAAAGCUGUAAACGAAGGAGAAAGGGGAAGGGGUGGAAAAACGAUAAACGAUCCUUUCGGGAGCAGUAAAGAAAGGAUUUGGCGAGAUAAAAGGAAUAGUGCAACGAAAGGAUAUAACACCCGGCAAGAAUGGCAACGUAAACCUUACCAUCCCCCAUAAAACCAUAGAGAUGUAACUAACCUGUGAAGCGAACAAAAAAACAGGAGGGCUCCAACUGACAGAACGGGGCCGCGGAAAUGGUAAGGUAUUAUCAAGGUAGUUUUGUUAUGCGUAUUACAUAUUUCAUGCAUGUAGCAUACAGCUGUUUUGAUGCGAGCAAACAAAAGGUAUCAUUUUUAUCAAUGUGGGUUUGCAUCACUGAAGCGAACAGCAGACGCGCUAUGGCAGCUGUAUGAAGAGUAGAAAAGAAAGAGAGGACGAAUUAUGCCAGCAUCUGGCUGUGGACCUGUAAUGUUUCACGAAUUCGUUGGCUUUUUGUGUUUGCAAAAUUGUAUUCCAUGUCGCAAUGAGUUAAAGAUUGCUUUCGAUAUGAAUUUUUCCAGCCAAAGAUUGCAGAUCAUGUUUCAAAGCUCUUGUCGGAGGGCGAUUUCCAUAUAAUUUUGCACAAAAAAAAAUGUUUCAGUAUUUCGGUAAACAGGACAUAUAACGGAUGGAUCUAGUUAGAAAAUUGCAAAAGAUAAUACCCAAGGUAUGUUUGCUGUUACGCAAAUGUUUCAUUCUUUUCUUUGUUAUUUUCGUUGAUGGUCUUAAGGCCGGGCUACAUUGAUCGUACUCUCUGGUGUAAUUUUGAUUUUCACUAGCGCAUCUGGCGGCGGCUGACCGAAGCAUUUUUCCAAACAAUUUGGAGCCGCUUCAGAAAAUAUGUUAUUUUUCCAUGGUUAUUACCUUGUCUGGACUGGAAAAGCUUUGUAAUUGAUAGAUGAAUAUGUUGUGCAAGUAUUUCAGCCAUUUUCGCAUCAAAAAACGGUGAAAAAACAACUUAAAUUUGAGAUCCGGCACGACUAUUCCCUUGAAGACCAAAAAAAGCUUCCACCAGCCGCCGCCAGAUGCGCUAGUGAAAAUCGAAAUUACACUUGCGAGUACGAUCAAUGUAGCCCGGCCUUUAUACUAAAAAACUGUUUUACAAUUGAUUUUUGCUACUGAUUUCUAAGCAUUCAUUUUUUUUAUUUUUUAACCAAUUCUAAAUAUUAUGUUCUAUAUUUAAGAAACAAAAUCAUAAGAAAAUGACACAGUCCCUUGCAUGGAAUAAGGCUUUGAUUAAAACAGAUAAAAGAAAUUUGUAUUUCGCAUAAGGGGAUGUAGUCAAUAAUGUUUUGGUAAUGUUAAUAAAUGUUUCUUCAAUUAAAAUAUCUCAAAAAUCAUUGAAAACUAUACACAGAAACUAAAAGCCUACACAAUUCAUUGCUCGAAAAAAAUCGUGCAAGGUGUGACUAGAGUUGUUGUGUUUUUUUUUAAAGAUAUGUUAUCAAAUGUUAAUGUCACGGUUUCAAACAUUGAUACAUAUUUCAGUAAUUGUUGAAAACAUAAAGGCCGGGCUACAUUGAUCGUACUCGCACGCGUAAUUUUGAUUUUCACUAGCGCAUCUGGCGGCGGCUGACCGAAGCAUUUUGCCAAACAAUUUGGAGCCGCUCCAGAAAAUACGUUAAUUUUCCAUGUUUUUUACUUAAAUCGGAGGAGAAAAGUUUUGUAAAACGUAGAUACACAUGUCUUGCACGCAUUGCAUCCAUUUUUGCAAUGGAAAACGAUGGAAAUACUACUUAAUUUUGAGAUCCGGCAGGUCCAUUCCCUCGAUGACCAAAAAAGGCUUCCACCAGCCGCCGCCAGAUGCGCUAGUGAAAAUCAAAAUUACGCUUGCGAGUACGAUCAAUGUAGCCCGGCCUUAAUGUUUUUAUAAUCAAACAGCAUAAAGCAGAGUUUUCUAGAUUAUAUCGAGUUCUGUUUUAUUGAGAACAGUUUUACUGAUUUCAUACAACCAUACAAAAAAUUACCUUAAAUACUUGCACAAACACCGUUGUAAAAUGUAGACUGAUGAAAAGUAUGACUUUAUUGAAAUCAAAGGAAAAACAUAAAUAAACGAAAAUGCUACUUAGAAAGCAAAAGACACAUAGAGAUAGUAUAUAUUUAUUCAGCUCAAGUUCAGUACAGAAACGUUUAUGAAAGGCCUCAUAUUAAUGAACGGAACAAUGUUAAAUACACGCAAGAGAAAACGAAAUCGCUUUGCCUAUGAAUGCGGUACAAAUAAAGAGGGGAAAAACCCAAGACCCAUCUAACGAAAAUGGAGCUUAAACGUGGCAGAACAGCAAAGCUUAAAUAAACAAACGAAACCAAGUAUUGUGAGUGUAUGAGCAUAUAUUUAUAUAAAAUAUUUUAAAACAAAUGUCUAAGCUGGAAAGGGUUAGGGAGAACUAAAAAAAACAACAAACUAAGUAACUAAAAAACCAAAAAAAUAAUACAAACGCUUCAACACACAGUAAACUAUAAAUGUUUUAUAUUCCGUACGGAAAACCAUUUGGAAGAUGGAAACCAUAUAAAAGCGAGGAAAUUAGACUAACUUGUACAAGAGUUUGGCGACUGAUGUAAUGAGAUGUAGGAGGACAACAAAAAAAAAGAAAAUUAACGUGAAAACGAAAUGUGUGAGUGUGUGUGUGUCCCAUAUUAUAUUCUACUGUAGUAACGUACAUUUGUACGUAUUCGUAUGAUUAUACAAAAUGGCACUAUUUAUACGUAUAUUGGUACAUAUUAUAAAUAUACAUAUAUAUAUACACAAAACUAAUGGUAUGAUAUGAUCAUAGAAAAGAAGAACAAACUGCGAUCGGUGUCUGUAUCAAAUACGGAACUGGGUCAUAGAAUUACGUGUACCAAUCACACUUAGGAUGCAGCUAUUUUUGUGAACCAGCACUAAAUUACUCCCUGUUCAUCAAUAGAGACAAACAAACAUAGAAAACACACAUAAGGUGGAUAACUAUACAUAAAGAACUAUCAAUUGUACCUUCUGCCGCACACUGAACGUAGCUUCCAUAUAGACAAACACAACUAAAUAAGUUGGCAAAUUCACCUCAACAAAUUAACACACGAAACAGAAAUUGAAUCCCAACCUCAAAGGAUUUGUUUGAAUGCUCAUAGAUCCUUGCUAGAAGUAAAUGGUGGUACUGUAAUUAAAUAAUCAAUUACAACACUCAAACAACCCUGCUUGGGCGGGGGGCAACGUGUGUCAGUGGUUUCGUCUCAUUCCAUCAUAUCAGAAAACCCCCGAAAUCGUCCUAAAACGUGUACACACUGCUCCCCCUCCUCCCAAAAAUAAAAAAAAACUCUAAAUAUAAUUGUAUUAGACGUCUAUUUAUCACCCGACCCGACAUCUAAUCCAAUGCAAAGCGUAAAGCUCCUUACAAUGGAAAACCCUCUUGCUCCAUAACUAAUCCUUAAACUGAACUGCUACAGCAACCGACUUGAAGUGUUGAGCUUCAACAGGCUUGUGACUCCUUGGCGGAAAACUUUCGUAUUACGUGCUUGUUCCUAAGAGGGCAUAUUUGCGUUGCGUCAAACACAAUACCCCUAGUAUCUCCAUUCCUACUCGAGCGCACCAUGUUUUCAUGUAAUUGUACUAACAACAGCAACACUACUCUGUGUGGCAAAGCGUGACAAAGCGUAACAUGUACCGAGCAACGAGCAAGUUACAGACAGAGAGGCAAACAAAAGGACUAAAACAAAACAUUAAAAUGGAAAACAAACUGUGUUGUACUGUGUAAUACAUCCGCACGGCGGCGGGGUGAAAAUAUUGGUUUUUAAAUAAAAAAAAGUCAAAAUACA